Molecule: messenger RNA, 927 nt
Organism: Caenorhabditis elegans
Lineage: Eukaryota; Metazoa; Nematoda; Chromadorea; Rhabditida; Rhabditidae
Gene: srsx-31
Product: G-protein coupled receptors family 1 profile domain-containing protein
Exons: 4
Coding region: 1-927 (308 amino acids)
Biological process (GO): signal transduction; G protein-coupled receptor signaling pathway
Cellular component (GO): membrane
Molecular function (GO): G protein-coupled receptor activity
Source: RefSeq, marked reviewed
AUGUUGGAAUCAAACUGGCCACUUAUGCCAAUUGCUUUAUUUUACCUUUUGUGUGCUAUUGUCGGUGUUGUUGGAAAUGGAAUCAUGAUUCUGGUGUUCUUGAAGGAAUCGAAAUUCAAACUUCCCGUCAAUUAUUUGAUUACUUUAAACUGCUUGGCGGACUUGUUUCACGUUUCCGGGCAUUUUGUUUUCAAUUAUCAAUUGUUUAACGAUGAUAAAUCAAGUCAAGCAGCAUGCUUCUUCAUGAUGAUUCAUACAGUAAUUGGCUACUGUAUUAGUGGACCUUUAUUGUUAGCUAUUGGCAUUGACAGAAUAAUUGCUUGUCGUUUUCCAAUAACCUAUCGACUUCUACUAAGUUAUGGAAGUGUGUAUCUAGGCAUUCAAUUAAUUUUUCCAAUAACAUUCACUUCUGCCUUGAUGAUUUAUGGAUAUCAAUUUAUUGAUUACAACACUCAAAUAAUCUGUAUGGCUCCUCUUGCUCUUCCACGACAAGCUUUUGGUUAUUUUACAUAUUCCAGUAACAUCAUAAACGUGAAAAUUGUAAUUGUCUAUGCUUAUACUUAUUUUGUGCUCCGAGGGUAUAAAGAAAGAGAUGCAAAUCGAAUGAGAUAUGUCUUCAAAUCAAUUGCUCUGACUGUUAUAGUUGUAUUAAUUGGAUGGACAACUGUAACAAUUGGAAACACAAUUGCACUUGGAGUAAUAGAAGACAGACACACUUCUGAAAUUAUAUCGAUUCAUGCUGGUUUUGGUGUUAACAUCUCAUGUUCAAUUAAUGUCAUCGUGUUCUAUGCGAUAAACUCAGAGUAUCGUUCGGCAAUUCGUCGAUUGUUCGGAAUGAAGAUUCAUUCAUCUGAUGUCAGUAAAAGUGAUCCAUCUGUAAUUACGAAAAGAAUCAGCAUAGUAUCUCCUGCAACUGUUCAUUUUUGA